Messenger RNA from Colletotrichum lupini, 1377 nucleotides. RefSeq lists its product as uncharacterized. The record is from RefSeq and is a predicted model, not a curated record. Bases 1 to 1377 code for a protein of 458 amino acids. Lineage: Eukaryota; Fungi; Ascomycota; Sordariomycetes; Glomerellales; Glomerellaceae. The transcript has 7 exons.
AUGGAGAAGAAGGGCAAACUUGGUUGGAAAAAGAAAGAAAUGACGGCAAGAGAAAUGGACCCAUCAAUCUUGCAUGUAUUCAAACCAACAGCAAUCCAAGAAAGCGCAGAGGUUGUCGAGGAAGGCACUUUCUUGCUACUUUCCAGCUCAGGGAAGCGGCUUAGUCAUCAACGCGUGAAACAGCUCCUGCAACAACCUUUCAACGACCACCCAGAUUAUCCAACCUUCAUGACAAUUAUCAGCCAGUCCGGGAAUCCAUCUCGGCCCCUGCUUCCACACCUCAUAUGCCGUGUCCCAAUGCUGGACCGUUCGACAAACUCUCGCAGCUUAGAGAUGCCGGGCGGGCACCAUAAACAUACCACGAAUGGCCGAGUCAGACUUCACCCGUCUUCCAUAAGGCUUCCACGCAUCGAUCUCCCUUCGCUCAGAGGCGCCUUGACCACCAUUCCCCAAGCUUCUUCGCCGUCACCCGCCGCCGACAUGGUUGACCGGGUGCAUCCUCUCACCCAGCCGCUGUGGACUGCUACCCCUCCCAAGACCGUUUCGUGCACCGUGCGUGCCAUUUCGGGUCCGAUGAGCCAGGGGUCCCGGGCUGCAAGUUUGAGACACGCGCGACGAGAUCAAGUGUGUCCAAGACUCCCAGAGUCUGCUGGAAGUGGAGGAAUGGACCUGCUGCGAAACGAACGGCGGCCGUCUGCCUCUCCGGUCGUUUUCGCUCCUUGCUGCUGCGGCCUGCACGCGCCUCACCUUCAACUGUUCUAUCUUGUACUAUGCGAUAAAAGUCCCCGUCCAUGGCACUCCAUCCGGACUCGCUCCAUUUACACGCACCCACUGGUCACGCCGUCGUCUUCGCAGCUUUUGCCGUCCUCGUCCUACGGUCACUCUUGUCUCGAUCUCCGAUCCGCGAGCUCAAUUCCAUUAGCAGUGCAAGGUGGAAAAGAGUCAUUAGCCUCUUGUCUCAACUCGACAGUAGCGCGCAUGCUGCUUGUCUGUUUCUUGAAUUUACCUUCAGGCUUCUGGAGCAAGGAUGCGACAUGCUUUGACAAACCGAGGGGGCGGGCUCCCGUGUCCGUUCCCAAAGCACGAGUAGGGCACGAUGGGACGCAGACGAACCUAGGCAGAGGCAAAGGCAAAGAAGAGGCAAAUGCAAGAGAGGGAGAAGCGAGGCCGGCCGAGGAUGGAAGCCGGCAUGGAAACGACGCCAGAAGCCUGAUAGAACAAAGAAAUCGCAAGGCCGGCCCGGCGGCAGGCCGUUUGAUUUCUGUCAAUUUUGAUUUUUCCUUUGGCUAUUCUCCUCUGGCCGAUCUAGCGACGCCCCUUUCGGAAGAAACCCAGACCAUUGAGCGGCUGCCCUGGAUUUGUGCCCAAGGGGGCUAA